Zingiber officinale is the source of this 1193-nucleotide messenger RNA. Its product is annotated as heat stress transcription factor B-1-like. Bases 167 to 1015 code for a protein of 282 amino acids. The transcript has 2 exons. Gene Ontology annotation, biological process: regulation of transcription by RNA polymerase II. Gene Ontology annotation, cellular component: nucleus. NCBI's taxonomy places the organism in Eukaryota, Viridiplantae, Streptophyta, Magnoliopsida, Zingiberales, Zingiberaceae. The record is from RefSeq and is a predicted model, not a curated record. Gene Ontology annotation, molecular function: RNA polymerase II cis-regulatory region sequence-specific DNA binding; DNA-binding transcription factor activity.
UUUUCCAGUCAAGAUGAAGAAUCUCUCAGUAUAUAACAUGCACCACCAUCGUGUUCCUCUCCUUGUGAAAAUUCUAGCUCCUUUUACGUCUUUGAAGCUUGAUGUGCGUGUAUAUCCAUAGCCAAGUGAUCUUUAUAUAUGUUAUCAGAUAUGUCUGUUUUAUGAAAUGAUGGAGGAUGAUGAUCCGAUAUCGUGUGAUGUUUUAGUUCAAGGACACAUGAAGAAGAAGGGAGGCGGCGGAGGGCCGGCGCCGUUCUUGGUGAAGACGCACCGGAUGGUGGAGGACGAGGCGACGGACGAGGUGAUCUCGUGGGGGGCGAAGGGGACGUCGUUCGUGGUGUGGAAUCCGGGGGAGUUCGCCAGAGCACUGCUGCCCGUCAGCUUCAAGCACAGCAACUUCUCCAGCUUCGUCCGGCAGCUCAACACAUACCAGGGUUUCCGUAAGGUGGUGCCGGAUAAGUGGGAGUUCGCAAACGACAACUUCCGGAGAGGAGAGGAGAGGCUCCUCUGCCACAUCCGCCGGCGAAAGGCUAAAUAUCACAAAAGCAGCGCCCGCCUUCGUCCUACCUUAUCAACCUCCCACGAAGUCCACAGCUCCUCUUCUGCCUCCUCGUUUCCGCCACCUGAUCGUCGCGAUCACCUUCUGGAGCUCGCCGGCGAGAACGAGAAGCUAAGGAGCGACAACUACAUCCUCAGCUCCGAGCUCGCCGGGGCCAAGAGCCAGUGCCGCCAGAUGCUCGGCUGCCUCUCCGGCUUCGUGGACUUGAGCCAACUCGACUUCAGUGCUCUGAUACAGCAAAAUUCUACAGAAACAGAGGAUCAUAAGAGUAAAGCGGCAGCAGGAAAAGAAGGGCUCAAGCUUUUUGGGAAGUUCCUGGAGAGAGGAAGGAGCGAGGAGGGAGUUGAUGUGCGUGAGACUGGCGUCGGUGAGCGGUCCAUGAAGACGGGCUUUGGCUCGCCGUGGAUAGGGGUGUCGGCCACGGUUCAACACGCCGGCGGCAAGGUCUGCAACUGAACCAACUUGUGCCAGUCCUGGUAGUAAAACAUGCAUCGAUUCAAGUGUUAAUAGAGUUCCGAUGGCAAGAACAUAGCGUCGUGUGUUUUCCAUGUGAAAGGCGAUCGAUCAAGCAUUUCUCUUUUGGUGUGGAAUUCAUAGAAUCUGACACGAACAAUAUAAACGAAUUUGCAUCUCA